CGGCGAACGAUCCGCGGUGGCACGUGCACUGGCUGCCUUGAGGCUGGCAGUCAUAGUAAACAACACCCCUUCUCUGGAUUCAUCUGUAUGAGUGCCAGAAUGUCGAAAUGGCAGAGACUACGCCUCCCAGAGCGUGAGGGGCUUCCUCCGCUCCUCUACAAAUACAGCGGGGCAUCUAAAGGCUACGAGAUAUACAUCACGGAUCUCACUCUACUGUGGUCGGAGCAGCUCAGCAAUCGACAAAUCCGCAAGAGAGCCGAUGAAGAUGACACGACCAUUGACCCAAGCGAAGAUUCUGAGCAAUUCAAGGUUCUGCUCCAGAAGAUCGAAGAGGCCCUCUGCAGCAGUCCCGGGAGCAGCAUGGCACUGACCAGCGGAGCCAAAACCGAUUCCUUAAAAUUACAUCUAACGACGAAACUUCCUGCUCCGUUGAGGCCACUAAAAUGGAAUACAUAUCUGUCCAAAGAACCGCUAACUGCUGCGACAAAUCACCUACUUCUACCCCUGCUGAGAGAAGAGAAGGACCGGGAAUUGCACCAACGAACCCUGCUCGACCAGCUCAAACAGAAGGAUUGGGUCCUUGGGAAGCUGUUCGACAAGAUUGAAGUGAUGGGUAUCGAGCUAAGCACCAUCUUUCCCGGCACGUCUGGGCUGCGCGGCGCUCGAAAAGAGACAUCCUUAGCCCAGGCGGCGAAAUACAUCAGAGGAGUUGCGCCGUUUGAUGAGCAGGCGUGGUUGGAUGAGAUGAGCAAGUCUUCUCCUGAGUCGGGACUUACGUCGAAUAUCCUGAAGGAGAUUUCGGGAUCUGAUUCAGCCUCAGACCUGGAGAAAGUCCACCCGCCACCAGACGGAUGGUGGGGGUCGCUGGACAUACGCAGCACUGCUGCGGCCAGCCCUGAGCCAGAGGCAAGAAAGGAAACGCCAGAGCCGGAACCUAGCGCUACCAAGGACACCGGCCAAAUGGAUCUGGACACAGCUUCUGAAGACGAUGACGUCGAAUUUGAGCGUCAAGAGACACCCCCAAGAUUCAAACAGCAACAACCUCCCAAGAAAGAACCUCAACCCUCAAAGAAGUCCGAACCAGAACAACCCAGUGGGAGAAAGUCAUCCUCUCCACCUCCGCAAAAAGCCCAACAAAAACCCUCCAAAGGACUAGGCAAAAUUGGCGGUGCAAAGGCAAAACCAAAACCGAAGUCACCUAGCCCCGAGCCCGAGCCCGAACCCGAACCUAAAGAACCAUCACCACAACCACCAUCAACAAGAUCAUCAUCCCCAGAUCUCGAAGAGCCACCCUCGCGACCCGCCAGACCAGUCAAAACACCGUCAGCCACGCCCUCAGAUCAACCAACAGAUUCAGAUGAUGCUUCGGACCAAGACGAACGUCGUCAAACAACCCCACCACAACCACCAUCACCCCCCAAACCAAAAGAAAAAGAACCGCAGCAAAAGAAACCCCGUGGCGGACUGGGUGUAAUUGGCGGCAAGAGGAAAACAUCCAAAGAGCCUACACCUCCACCCCUAGCUCCGUCGUCCCCAACUCCAGAACCGUCAAAAUCAGCAUCACCACUGCCUCCAUCGCAAUCACAACAAGCCAAACCGAAACGCGCAGGAAAGCUAGGCGUUAUUGGCGGCGGCAAAAAGUCCAAGACAUUCAAACCCGAGCCCGAACCUGAACCGGCACGAAGAGCAAAUCUCAAGCGUAAAUCUGAAUCUAGAUCCCUUUCACCACCGGGAAUAGGAAUCCGACCCAAACAAGAGUCGCAGGAGGAAAAACCGAAAAUAAAGGAGCCAGAACCAGGGCCAGAAAAAGAAGAGACGGAGAAGGAGAGAGCGGAUAGGAAGCGGGAGGAGCUGAAAAAGCAAUUGGAGGCGAAGAGUAAGGCGCCUGCGAAGAAGAAGCGAAAGUUUUAGAGGUUGGAUAUUGUGGUUUUGGUUACACGAUGAACCUUUUGAGUACGGCUCUAGAUAGUUAUACAGAUGGACGCAUCUAAUCGGAUCUAUUACGAUA
Messenger RNA from Aspergillus glaucus CBS 516.65, 2008 nucleotides. RefSeq lists its product as uncharacterized. The transcript is spliced from 2 exons. Bases 100 to 1911 code for a protein of 603 amino acids. Gene Ontology annotation, molecular function: DNA end binding. NCBI's taxonomy places the organism in Eukaryota, Fungi, Ascomycota, Eurotiomycetes, Eurotiales, Aspergillaceae. Gene Ontology annotation, biological process: double-strand break repair via nonhomologous end joining. The record is from RefSeq and is a predicted model, not a curated record. Gene Ontology annotation, cellular component: DNA ligase IV complex; nucleus.